AUGGACUCAGUGUUCACCCCACCCCCAGACCAGGAUGAUCUGACGUCCUACUUCGACAAGAGCGCCACUACAGUCCGGGAGCUGAUGCAGAGGCUUGAGAAUAAUUUUACGCGUCCUUUGAUCCAAUACGCGCUUGAUGCGUUUCGCCAGCAUCCGAUACGCUCUACAUAUUUGGCCAUUUUGACUGCUCUGAGCUUGCUACCAGCACUAUCCUUCAUCGGCUUCUCCUUCUUCAUAUUCACCUCCUUCAUAUGCACAGCUCUCGCCGCAGCACUUGUGGCGGCCACUGCGGUUGUGGCAAUAUUCGGCACUCUACUCCUGGGGACGCUAUUCCUGCUCGUCGGUGUCUCAAUAUUGCUGACGGCGUCGAUUAUCGGCAUCUACCUUUUCGUCCGCCUUGCCCUGCUCACGUACGAUGCUGGUCCGCGCGCCGGGAUCAAGGAGUGGGCACACCAGAGCAGGACGCAGCUGCUGCCUUCGCGAUUCCACUCUGCCGAAUCCCUACCCACUCGGACAAGAUUGAAAACAGGGGAAGGACGAUUUCAUGACGAAUUGGAUGCAGACUCACACCCGUUCGGGAAGUCUGCGGGUUCGCAAGAGGAAGGGCUGGCCGGCGAUGGUGCGGUCGGGGCGGAUCUAGGGUCGCCGCCGACCGUGGCGAAGACAGAGCUUGAGAAGGAGGAAGAGGGAAGGACCUUGCUCUCCCACUGA
Fomitopsis serialis is the source of this 711-nucleotide messenger RNA. RefSeq lists its product as uncharacterized. The coding region runs from base 1 to 711 and encodes 236 amino acids. The record is from RefSeq and is a predicted model, not a curated record. The transcript has 5 exons. Lineage: Eukaryota; Fungi; Basidiomycota; Agaricomycetes; Polyporales; Fomitopsidaceae.